Endocarpon pusillum Z07020 is the source of this 609-nucleotide messenger RNA. RefSeq lists its product as uncharacterized. The record is from RefSeq and is a predicted model, not a curated record. Lineage: Eukaryota; Fungi; Ascomycota; Eurotiomycetes; Verrucariales; Verrucariaceae. Bases 1 to 609 code for a protein of 202 amino acids. The transcript has 2 exons.
AUGUUUUGCAGGUCCGCUAUUCUUGUUGCUAUCGCCGUUGCCGACCUGGCUUUUAGUGCCACCAUCGAGAUCGUGGCCCAGGCGGCUUAUGAUAAACCGGAUCCAUUGGAGUUUGCUCCCAAUGAAAUCAUCGCUGCGGUGGGUGAUGUUCUUGAGUUCCACUUCGCCGGCCCUGGCACCGGCGUGCUGGGCAGCAACCACUCUGUCGCCCAGGGCGACUUCGAGAAUCCAUGCAACCCGGCACCUAACGGCUUCUUCUCUGGCUAUAUGGCUGUUAAUGCAACGUCCACGGAGGCGGACAUGGUCUUUCGAGUUCCCGUCACAUCGACCGACCCGAUGGUCUUCUAUUGCACCCAGGGCACGCAUUGCACCCGAGGCAUGCACGGCGUUGUCAAUGGCGCCGACGAUCAAACACUACAAUCCUAUCGUCGCAGCAUCACCGUCAACAGAAACGCAGUGGCCCCGAACACCACCGGUGGCGGUGAGAUGGUUCCGAACAAUAUCUCUAGAAUUUUACCGGCGGAGACCCCUGGCGCGGCCUGCUCGGCCAAGGCUUCUCUCGUCUUGAUUUUGGUUGGUCUUGGUCUUGCUCUGCUCAUAGCUCAGUGA